Messenger RNA from Nannizzia gypsea CBS 118893, 1014 nucleotides. RefSeq lists its product as hypothetical. Gene Ontology annotation, biological process: regulation of DNA-templated transcription. Gene Ontology annotation, molecular function: DNA-binding transcription factor activity, RNA polymerase II-specific; zinc ion binding. The record is from RefSeq and is a predicted model, not a curated record. The transcript has 4 exons. Lineage: Eukaryota; Fungi; Ascomycota; Eurotiomycetes; Onygenales; Arthrodermataceae. The coding region runs from base 1 to 1014 and encodes 337 amino acids.
AUGUCUGCAUCACGGAAACGACCUUCUAAUUAUGACGACCGAGAAGGGCCCUGGGACGAUACCCAUGGCCCAGACGAGGAGACGAAUAGUCAAGGAAGUUCCCAGCAACAAGAACAGGAGAAUACUGAAGCUCCUGCGAAACAUAUGACACAGACUACAGCGGCAGAAUCAGCAUCUACUUCCAAAACCACAGCUCCUUCUCGACGCCCUAAGAAGCCGCGAAGAGGGAAGCAUAGCCCAGAACCAAACUAUUCUCAAUUGGUGCAGGGUCAAAUGUCUUCUACUAAUCGCACUGGCCAGGCCUGCGAUCGAUGCAAGGGACGAAAAAUGAAGUGUGAUUCAAAUUCUACUGGCUGUGCAAAUUGCGUUGCUGGCAAUCUACCAUGCACCCAGACAGACCCCAUAACUCGCGUGUCAUAUACUCGUGGAGAGCUCGAACGCCUAAGAGCCGAUAACCAAAGGCUUAAUUCUGAGAACGGAUCGUUACGUGCGGAAAUUGCCGACUUACGAAACUAUAUUAGCAGUGGGAUCGGUCCACAAGCAUCUGGGCUGGCGAUGGGAGCAUCACAACCAUAUACACCGUAUGACGCUUUCCAAGCUCAGGCCCAGGCCCAGGCUCACGCCAUCCACCAAGCGGCUCAUCAGCCAGGGCAAGGAUUUCCUAUUAUAUACCCACCAAGCAGACGCGCUGCAGGACUGAUACCAUCAAUGCAAGAUGCUUCACAAUUUGGAGUUGUAGCUCCCCCUUCCCCGUUUCCUACAUAUCAUACGCCGGUGGCUUCAAACCCCUAUACUGGACGAGACCACCCCGUGCCGACGCAUAUUCAACAAGUGGGCCAAAGUCCCUACCGACAUGGAGCUCAGCAGCAGCAGCAACAGGGAGCUCAGCAGGGCCUUAGCCAAGGUCAGGUACGCGGCCAAGAAGAAUCACAUCAACAAACGAGGAUUCAAAAACGAGAUAACGACCCUUCUCAGGAUCCUCCUGACAGCUAUAACUACUUCUCCGGUAUGUGA